Ceratitis capitata (Mediterranean fruit fly) is the source of this 2480-nucleotide messenger RNA. RefSeq names its product ribosomal RNA processing protein 1 homolog (gene Nnp-1). Bases 111 to 2249 code for a protein of 712 amino acids. Gene Ontology annotation, biological process: rRNA processing. NCBI's taxonomy places the organism in Eukaryota, Metazoa, Arthropoda, Insecta, Diptera, Tephritidae. Gene Ontology annotation, cellular component: nucleus; preribosome, small subunit precursor; preribosome, large subunit precursor. The transcript has a single exon. The record is from RefSeq and is a predicted model, not a curated record.
UGCAAAACUAAUCAAAAGUUUAUUGUCGUAUAGAUUGCAGCACGUGGUAGAAAUUUUUAAACACAAUUUGCGAAAAAAAACCUCUUCUCACAAAUUUAUUUAACACUAAAAUGGUUAUAAUGAAAACGAAAAAGAUGAAGAAGCCAUUUAAAGCACGAAGAUUUCAACAUGUGGCUGAUAUUCAAGAAAAUGAUUCAACUAACGAAGAGGUUGAACAGGAGGAAAUACCCAAAGAGGUACGCAUCAUAGCACAGGAAGUAAAAAUUGUGCGCUCACUCGCUUGCAAUGAUCUUAACAAACGAAAUCGUCAAAUCCGUAAACUACGUAAAUGGCUGCAAUUACGUGCGCGAAGUUCUUUCCCAUUCACAGAGGAAGAUUUUCUACGAAUUUGGAAAGGAUUGUACUAUAAUAUGUGGAUGUCGGAUAAACCACUAGUUCAAGAAGAUUUGGCUGAACAAUUAGGUAAACUUAUUGAAUGCUUCGAAGGUGACGUCUCAAUCAGUGUAAAAUUUUUCGGUGCUUUCAUGAAAACUAUGUGUAAUGAGUGGUUUGGCAUUGAUCAAUGGCGUAUGGACAAAUUUAUGAUGCUUGUACGUCGAAUGCUGCGUUAUAUGUUCCGCGUACUGAAAAGUGAUGGAUGGACGAAAGAUUCAAUUAAUCUUUUCAAUGAACAUAUGAAUUUGACAGUUUUAGCUAGCGAAAGUCCUGCUAUUGGCUUGACAAUGCAUUAUCUGGACAUUUUCUUUGAAGAAUUGGCAAAAGUAUCAGGGGGCGAAAUAGAUGCAAAACAAGUGGGACACUUUGUGCGUCCAUUCAUAACAUAUUUAGCUAAGGGUCGAGAUGGCAAGCUGGUCUCGCACUGUCGCUCACAAGUGUUGAAACAUCUACUGUAUCAGAGCUCGUUAGGUCGCGAAUAUACAGAUAAGUUUAACGCUUGGAAAGAAAUGGGUUUUCCAACGGAAUCAAUUAAUGACUUGGAAUUAGUUGAAGAAGUUGUUAACGAAAACGAUGACGACGGUGCCGCGGACAAGGAAGGUGAUGUUGAUGAAGCUGCAGUUAAAUCAGAUGAGCAACAUUUGGAUCCGCGUGCUGGCAACGUUGAUGUGUUCAUGCCAGAGCUGCCUUUGGAUGCAAAUUAUGUUAUUGGGGAAUUAGAGAGACUUAUAUAUAAAGACAAUGAUAUUAGCACUAAAGUUAGGAAAAGUUUGCGAAAGCAAUUAAAUCUUUUUGAAAUCUAUAAACGUGGUAAAUUUCCGUUGGGAAUAAAACGUAUGCCCCGAUUUAAAGCAAAGCCAGGAAAACCACUGAUGAAAGAUAAAAUAGAACAGUUAGAAAACGUAGAAAAUGAAUUAUUUGGUGUUGGACGUAAAUUAAAGCAGCUGAAUAAGAGAAAACGCCGCAAGCUGCUAAAUUCACUGAACUUCAGCGAAGUUGAUGAAUCGAAUUUUGAUCAAACGAUUUUGAAAGCAAUACCGAAGCAGUACCUCAAAGAACGUAAAAGGAAAUCAAAUGCAUUGAUGAAUGAGUGGGUAGAGGAAGAGUUAAGCAAUGAAGACAUUGUACCCAAAAAAACGCAAAAAAAUAAAAAGAAAAAUAUUGAAAAAACUCUUUCUUCCGCCGAAGAUGUGGAGCAAGAAAAUUCCCUUGCUAAUGGUGUUGAUAAAAUAGAUGAAGAUAAAUGCGAUAAUGUUGUAACGAGUAUAAACUAUACAAAAGAAAAGAGUAGUCAGUCCAAAUCAACAAAAAAAUUAAAUAAAGAUUCGUCUAAGUCCAAAAAAUUGGCAGAAAAAGAAGAAAUUGUAAAAGAAAAGCCUAAAAAACUGAAAGACCAGCCUACAAAAGAUGCUAAAUCCGAAUGGGAUGCGCCUUUAUCUGAAGGUGAAAUAGAAUAUUUUAUACCUUCGCGGAAAAUACAAUUGAAAAAUGCCAAUGCCAAUCUUGUACCGAAUCCGCUAGCAAAGAAACCAACGAACAUCACAUCAACACCUGUGAAUGCAAAAAAUGGAGGAAACUUGUCGAACAAGUCAACGCCAACGGGUAGCAUUAAGCGUGUAAAAAUAGCACUUAAGCACAACACUGCACAGAAUCCUAGCGAGUACAUAAAGCAAAUAAAAAGUUCGCCAAAUUUACCAUAUGAUGCAUCAAAGAAACCGGGGAAAGGAUUGUUGAAACCGAAUUCAAUGCCCAGCCCAAUAAAUCCAUUCUAUAAAAAGAAAAUUGGUCUGCGUUUGGCGAAUGAUACCAUUUGAGCUGCCUACACUAGAGUAAGCCAAAUUUUUUCACACCUUUGUUUCGGUGACUGAGUUGAUUAGUUUUAUAACAAAUUGACUUACUCUAGUGUUUACUCAUCGGCUACUGUGUGGAUUUCUAUAUAAUAAAUAAACUGUAGAAGUUAAGUAAAUCUAACUUAUAAUACAAAAGAAUAUGUACUUGUAGAUUGAAUAAAAAGAAAUAAUUUACGUUAUUGAAUGUGUAAAAUA